AUGCAACCUGACACGGAGUCGACGACAUACGCCUACCAACAACACGAGGUAUAUAGCAUAGCGUAUUAUGUGCGAUGUUCGUACGACGAUACGUUAUCCGUGUAUCGGUUUCGUCGCGAUCCCGAUUGCGUGUUGUGGUUCGCUAAACAACUCGAAGAUUUAGCACAUAACGUUAAGAUUCGUUUAUGCGCCAAUGUCCCCAUGGGGAUGUUAUCGAAAGAACAAUUAGAGGCAUACCGUAGCGCGACACAUUGUCAUAUUUGCGAAAAACCGUUUGCGCCGGAUGAUAAGCGGGUGCGCGAUCAUUGCCAUCUGACCGGUCGUUACCGCGGUCCCGCGCAUUCGCUUUAUUCAUAUAAAUUUUUAAAUACUAGUCUCGAAAAAUUAGCAUCAUUUCUGGGUAAAGAAAAUCUAAAAAUUGUACGUUCCGAAUUUUCACACUUAUCCGACGCAGAAUUUGAUUUAUUGACACGAAAAGGCGUAUUUCCAUACGAGUACAUUGACCGCGUCGAAAAAUUGGAAGACACAUGUUUACCACCACUCGAAUCCUUUUAUAGUUCUCUGACCUCCAAUACAGUAUCCGAGAGCGAUUACGCACACGCCGUCAACGUCUGGCAUCGGUUCUCAAUUCAAACGUUGGGUGAAUACAGCGAUCUAUAUCUGAAAACGGAUGUCUUGUUGUUAGCUGACAUUUUUGAAAAUUUCCGUGAUAAAUGUUUAGAAAGUUACGGUCUCGAUCUCGCGCAUUAUUACACUCUCCCCGGAUACACGUGGGAUGCUAUGUUAAAAUAUACCGAUAUUACUUUUGAAUUGCUUACGGACAUAGACAUGAUAAUGUUUAUCGAACGCAGUGUACACGGUGGUCUGAGUCAAUGUUCAGGCAGAUACGCACAGGCUAACAACAAAUACAUGCAGACAUACGACCCAUCGAAACCAUCGUCGUAUCUUAUGUACUUUGACAUUAAUAAUUUGUACGGCUGGGCGAUGUGUCAGCCGUUACCCUACACUGAAUUUCAAUGGGUCGAGGACGUUUCAAAUUUCGACGUGAACGCUAUCGCUCCGGAUUCACCCACGGGAUACAUUCUCGAGGUCGAUCUCGAGUAUCCUCGAGACCUUCACGAUCGGCACACUGACCUACCUUUAUGCCCGACGCGCGAUAAACUGCCCGGCAAGCGAGAAUGUAAACUUCUCGCCACGCUCUACGAUAAAAAGCGUUACAUCAUACAUUACCAAAACCUACAGCAGUGUACGCGUCACGGUCUUCGUAUCGCGAAGAUACACCGCGUAUUAAAAUUCGCGCAAUCUCCAUGGCUAUGUAAAUACAUAGAAUUAAACACGCAAUUCCGAACUCGCGCCAAAAAUGAUUUUGAAAAAAACUUGUAUAAAUUAAUGAAUAACGCGGUAUUCGGGAAAACCAUGGAGAAUGUACGUAAUCACGUUGACGUUAAAUUAUUGACGAAAUGGAAAGGUCGGUAUGGUGUAGAGGCAAUGAUCGCGAAACCGAAUUUUCAUAGUCGUAGCAUUUUUUCAGAGAAUCUUAUUGCCGUCGAACUAAAAAAACUCAAGGUGAAAUUCAACAAACCGAUUUACGUAGGCAUGUGCAUUUUAGAUAUUUUUAAGACGUGUCUGUACGAAUUUCAUCACGAGUACAUGCUACCUCUGUAUCGCGACAAAUGUAAAGUCAUGCACACUGACACCGACAGUCUCGUAUACCAUGUCGAGUGUGAUGAUGUUUAUGAGACGAUAAAACGUGAUAUCGCUAGGAAGAAACACCGUUUUGUUAAGAAAGAUUUUAUUGGAUAUAUACUGCUCACACCCGCACAUGCUAGUGUCGCCAUAGAUCUAGUAGUAGUUAGGUGCUCCCCCGAAAACCACGGAAGAGCCGCAACAUAG
Messenger RNA from Monomorium pharaonis (pharaoh ant), 1893 nucleotides. RefSeq lists its product as uncharacterized. Gene Ontology annotation, biological process: DNA replication. The coding region runs from base 1 to 1893 and encodes 630 amino acids. Lineage: Eukaryota; Metazoa; Arthropoda; Insecta; Hymenoptera; Formicidae. The record is from RefSeq and is a predicted model, not a curated record. The transcript is spliced from 3 exons. Gene Ontology annotation, molecular function: nucleotide binding; DNA-directed DNA polymerase activity; DNA binding.